CCUGCUGGCAUCGGCCCCGGGCACUGCUUGUGAAAAAAACUUGUGGUUCUCCUUUAACGGCCUGCCCGGGCUGUGCAGUGUCGUGAGACCCGCCGGUGUGCUUCCUCCCGGUGCCUGCCUACCUGAGCAUGUAAAGGAGGCUGCAAGGCUUCCAGCUAGGCCCAAAGCGUAAGAAAGUUGUUGGGUUUUUUGUGAAGAAAUGGCCUCCAGCGUUGGAAAUGAAAAGAGUGUGAAUCCUGUGCUUAGAAUAAGUCAACUCGAUGCUCUUGAACUAAACAAAGCCUUGGAACAACUAGUGUGGUCCCAGUUUACCAGCUGUUUUCAUGGAUUUAAACCAGGAGUGCUGGCUCAUACUGAACCAGAAUUAAAAGCAUUUCUAUGGUUUUUACUAUGGAGAUUCACUAUCUAUUCUAAGAAUGCAACUGUGGGACAGGCUAUUCUGAAUAUUCAGUACAAGAAUAAUUUAUCUCAGACAGAAAAAUACCAGCCUCUGAGCAAACACCAGAAGUUAUGGUAUCUUAUUUUCACUGUUGGUGGAAGAUGGUUGGAAGAAAGAUGUUAUGAUUUAUUUAGCAAUCGUCAACUACAGUCCUUCUGUAAAAUCAAGCAUUACCUUAAUUUUGGAGCUGGACUUCUUAAACUAUGUGGACUUGUAAAUUUUCUGAUUUUUCUUCAGAAAGGAACAUAUGCAACACUUACAGAACGCAUUCUAGGAAUUAGGUCAGUUUUUUGCAAGCCACAAAGUGUUCGUCAGGUAGGAUUUGAAUACAUGAACAGGGAGCUCUUAUGGCAUGGUUUUGCUGAAUUUCUGAUCUACCUGCUACCACUCAUUAAUGUACAGAAACUGAAACUCAAAAUUUCUUCUUGGUGUUUGCCUAUUGCAAGUCUUUCUAAUAAUGAAAACACAUUAGCAGUUCACUGCAAGGAGUGUUCAUUGUGUGGGGAAUGGCCUACCAUGCCACAUACCAUAGGCUGUUUGCAUGUUUUUUGUUACUAUUGUAUUAAAAGUAACUAUUUAUUUGAUAUGUAUUUUACGUGUCCUAAGUGUGGCUCAGAGGUACACAGUCUUCAGCCACUGAAAUAUAAAAUUGAAAUGACAGAAUUUCAUGCCUGAUAGGGGAGUUGAUUUGGUUUUAUACUGUACAUGAAAUACUAUAGUAGAGAUCAGUGGAAAAAAAUCAGAAAUUACUAUAAACAUCUUGAAAGACAGUUUUGGAGAUUCUGUAGUUUCUUGUAACAUUUGUCUUUACUGGUAUUAUUUUUUUUAUUUUUUUUUUACUGAGUAACAAUGUCAGUUUGCCCAUCUGAAGGAAGGAAAAGAACAGACUUCACCAGCUCUUCUGUUCUCUCAGACUACUUGUUCCCAGUUUGGUAUCCCUGUGUUGUCAAGUAUCUUCUUAGAUCCAUGGUCUGGCAGCCCACCACCUCCUAACUUCAUGCUAUACUCUUCCCUUAGGGAUAGAUGAGAAGAUGAUGAAUAAGCUUUUAGCCACUUUGUAGAUUUUUUUCAGCCUUGUAAAAGCUUCUUCCAUUGCCAACAUAACUAGUAGAUUUUAUGUGAAAGUCAUCCUAGUUACACCUAAAGAAUAGUUUUAUUUUUGAAUAUUUAAAAUCUGAAUUCUCAGUGUGAUGCUCCGCUGAAAGAAGGAAAGGUGUAAGACGAAGUCUUAUCUUAGCAGAUUAUUAAUAGUUUUCAUCAGAUUCAGCCACCAUAACAGGACAUAUGGUCUAUUUGUAAGAGAAUAACCUUUUAAGUGAUCUGUCUGGUCAACAGACAAAAAGUUAACUUGGGCCUGCAGGAGAUGUAACCAUCUCCUGGUCAAAGUACACUUUCUAGAUCUUCAUCAGAUGACAAAACUCAUUUUCUCACCCACCAAUGUGUCUGUGAUCUUCAGUGAUGUACGUAUGAUCACCUCCCGGUACUUCCCUAUGAAGCUGAGGGACACAAUCUAUCACCCACUGGGGUGCAGAAGCUACCUGAGGUAACGUGCAUUAUUCUAAGUCAGAUACUUUGGAGAAUACAGUUUGCUCUCAAGAUGCUGUCUUUGGGACUUGCCACUCUUUCUUUGGAGUGGUGAUGGUGAGCUCCAAACCUCACUAACGGCUUACUACCAUAGAGAAAACAGAUCAAACCCAGAUAUGUGUGUGUAAAUGUACUAAAAAAUGGGUAAUUGUGGUAAUUGUUCCUGUUUGGGGCUAUUACUAUUUGUUUUUCUCUGUUGGCUUUGUGAUGUUUUUAUUCCCUUCUUUAAUGCUUCAUCCAUUUAGUUUCUGACUUGGUUUUAUAGGGUAUAUUAUUUUUUUCAAAAUUGCAAUCUUUUUUUUUUUUUUAAACAGAAAGUCUUACCCAUAAGUGUCUUGUUAACACAAAAACACAUUUUAUCCUGCUCUGGCUCUUAAAUCAAAUUUGCAAAAUCUUACACAGUUAAACCAAGUAAAUCACUUUAUGAUGACUGGGUUCUUGAUUGGCUAUCAUCAAUAAUCAGUCCCAAAAAUAGUAUAGUAACAACUGAUGCGUACCUUUGAUCUCCUUUUACAAAAUGGUUUAUUACAUUCUUCAGUGUCUGAUUAAAACAACCCACCAGUCUAUUUGUUUGAAGAUCUUAAAUUCUGUUUUUUGAUCUUUAGAGUGACACAUAAUGCUUUCAUCUGAUGCAAUUAAAUAUAGUUAGUAGGAUCAUAAGUAUCUUUGGGCAGCCCAAAAAUUCAUUAAUUUUGCUACUAUUCUCUGAGUCUGUUUAACAGAGACUUCAGAGCAACCGCUUCCAGAUACCGUGUGCUGUAAUAUAUAAUUUGUCAGUGUGUAUCAGCAGCCUGCCAAAUUUCUGCUAUUCGCAGUUGCUAUUUGAGCCAUGAGGUACAAAUAUGUCCUUAUUAGAAGUAUCAAAGCUAGUAAGUCUGUUGGAGAAUAUCCUUGAGUCACUAGCUAGUGCUGAAGUGAUUCUGUAUCAGUUAUCUGUGCGUACCUGUGCGUUACUUAAUAGAUCUUCCCAAAGAAAUGUAAUAGCAGCCUUGACUUGAAGGUGGUCUCCAGAAAGGAUUAUCAGUAUUCUGGCUACCUCUCCCCAUAGCUGUCCUUAUUAAUUAAGAUAUAUACACAUCCAAAAUCCAGUGUUCACAGGUUAUAAUCAUAGCAGACCUUUGUUUUCUGUGGACUCUUCAAUCUUUCUGAAGUCACAGUGCAGUAUUGUGUCAGAAGUGCCCAGAUUUUCUAUAUUGGACUCCUUUAGGUGUUAUGUUCUUCUUAGUUAAGAGUUGACUUCUUUCCUAUUCAGUAAUGUUUCCUUUUCCUGAAUAUUUAAAUAAUGUUUUCUUCCUUAUUCGCUCUACCUCUGUCCGUUCUGCGCUUUGACUUCCUUAACUAAGCUGUACAAGUUUCCCAAGGUUUGUUUUAUCUCUUGCAGCUUCACACAGGUGCAAAUCCUAGUACCAUGUAUAGUCUGUUUUUCAUCCCUGUUACAGUAUCAGUACUAUACCUGUUCCUAGAAAUUUUGUACUUCUGUUGUACAGAACUAUACCACUGCUGGCUCUGGUAUACUGCUGUUGGCUGCCCUGUUUUUCUUAUGGAGUGUAACCUUUGAUAAUUAACUGAUGAUGGAUUAUCAUACCGAAGCAUUGGCAUACUUCUGUAGUACCUCAUCAUCAGCAUGUUAGCUUUGUAGCCUGCAGCACUGAUAACGUUUGUAGUCUGUCUCUUAUGGUAUGGAUAAGGUAAUGCAAACUGUCUGAAAUUCUUUUCCUACAAGGCCAACAAAUUUGACUUCCAGUUUGGUAUCUUCAACAUUCUUCUUAAGUGCUUCUUCUGCACUGGUUCCUGAGGACCCGAAGUCUAUUAAGAAUAACUCAAAAUAUUUUCAGAUUCUUAGCUGCUUUUCCAGGGAUUAGUAAGGCUACUUCUAUUUUUCAUAUUUUAAGAUUAUUCUAGAUUUGGUUUUAGUGUACAGAUACCUGCCAGAAACUUAGUCCUUGGCUCCCUCUAGAACUGUCCUUGCAAAAUCCAGAACCUUACUUUUAGUCCAAAUGCAUCCAUUUCAGAACCUCAUAAGUGCAGAAUAUUACAGAGGAAUAAUUUUAAUUUCACUGAUGGGAACUUAAUAUAUUCUGUGGAAGCUACAGAUGUAUUUAGUCAACUGUUUUCAUAAUCCUUAUUGAAGAUAGGAGAACACUUAAAUCUACUUUAAAAAUAAGAGACUGAUUAGUAAUCAUAAUAAAGCUAACCUUCCACCUGAAUAAAAUGGAGAGCUGUGAUACAGGAGAAUGUUACCUCAACCACAUUCACUUCGAUUGUACAUUUGUAAAUUUCAUGUGCCAUUUAAACUGUUUUUGAACUAUGUAUAAUUAGUCCAGUGUUCAGCCAGUUGGCUGUUUCAAAAAGACUUAGGGUAUUUAGUGCAUGUCAUGCACUGUAGGGUAUUUUUGUUUGCAUUUGGAGAUGCAAAUAUUCUAUACAUAUUAAUGGCAGUGUGUGUCCAAACUUCAGAGUGGCUUUAGUUCUUAUAUUUUUGAUGCAAGUAAGCAAGUACCAUACAUCUCACAGAAUUAGAAUGUUUAGGAAGAGGAUGGUUCAUUUUGUUGUUGGUUCUUGGUGGUUUGUUGUUGUUGUUUGUUUUUUGUUUUGUUUUUGUUCUUUAACUGACAUCUUCCUCUCUGCCCUGCUCCCCGCCCCCAACUGUCACCAUUUGGUGAAACCUUUGGUCUGUUGUAGUCAAAACUCCAAUUGCUGAGACCAGAAUUUCAAGUUGCAUAUUCAAAAAUCAUUUGCUUUCAGGGUAGAGUUUUAGGAUGACAAAGUCAAUACUCAGCAGUUUCCUUACAGCAUAGUAAAAUUAACUUUUUUUUUAUAUACUGCAGUUCUGCUUUGUGUGUCUUGUGAUGUGUAAGCUGCAGAAAAGUCUUAACUGAAGAGAUGACAGGAAAAAAUAAUAAUUUAUAGACUAAUCAAAGGAUAAUUAAUUUUAUAUACUAAUUGCAUGGAUAAUUUGUCCUCAUAAGCAUUGUAUUUUCAGGAAAAAAAUACUGCAACAAAGGACCAAGAUAAAUCUACUGAUGCUUCCUGCAACAGAAAGAGUAAAUUUUAUUUUGGAAUAUUAAUCUUUUCAAUCGUCUUCUCUAAACUAAAGGCUUUUAGUGUUCAUCUACUAUGAGAAUGUACUUCUGAACAGUUAUAUACGCAACAGUGAAAAGGAUCAAUGCCUAGAAUUUAAGAAAGCUAAAGGACCAGAACUCUUACCGAGCUUACUGAGUCUUGGAUAUGAGUUACAAGCCUGUAUUAACAGUUUUGUUUGUGCUCUGUUGUAGGUCUUGUGUGCUACAUGAACAUUUUCAAUAUAUCAGAAAUAAAUAAAGUCAUUUUUGAAGAAGACUAAUUACUUUAAUAAACAUGUUAGAAAAUU
This is a messenger RNA of Cygnus olor (mute swan), 5393 nucleotides long. It is a transcript of the gene PEX2, whose product is annotated as peroxisomal biogenesis factor 2. Gene Ontology annotation, molecular function: zinc ion binding. Bases 200 to 1114 code for a protein of 304 amino acids. The record is from RefSeq and is a predicted model, not a curated record. Gene Ontology annotation, biological process: protein import into peroxisome matrix. The transcript has 2 exons. NCBI's taxonomy places the organism in Eukaryota, Metazoa, Chordata, Aves, Anseriformes, Anatidae. Gene Ontology annotation, cellular component: peroxisomal membrane.